Messenger RNA from Dunckerocampus dactyliophorus (ringed pipefish), 8003 nucleotides. RefSeq names its product growth arrest-specific 2 like 1 (gene gas2l1). The transcript has 6 exons. Bases 2818 to 5967 code for a protein of 1049 amino acids. Gene Ontology annotation, biological process: microtubule bundle formation; protein localization to microtubule plus-end; actin crosslink formation. Gene Ontology annotation, cellular component: cytoplasm; microtubule plus-end; actin filament. NCBI's taxonomy places the organism in Eukaryota, Metazoa, Chordata, Actinopteri, Syngnathiformes, Syngnathidae. Gene Ontology annotation, molecular function: microtubule binding; cytoskeletal adaptor activity; actin filament binding. The record is from RefSeq and is a predicted model, not a curated record.
GAUUAAGUAGUUAAACUAAUCUUUAUAAUUAUUUUAAACAAUUAUUUUUUUAUUAUUAUUUUUAUUACAGUACUGUCCAAGAGUCUUUUUAGUUGCUGAGUCCACUUGUGGGUAUUUAACUUUAAUUUUAUUAUACCAGAAGGUGGCGCAAUUUGAAGGAAAAGUACCUCAAGCCAGACCCAGGUUUUAACUUGUGUGGACACUAGGUUUACCUGAAGGUAAACUGGGUAACUUUUUUUCUUACCCUUUAACUCCAUUUUAUCUUUUGUUUAUAUUUUUAUUUCUCUUCUCUUUAAAGUUAGCUUUUUGGAGACAUCAGCAUACAAUGUGACUUUCAGUGGGUUUGCCAGCAUCCAAAUUUGAAUAACUGUCAAUAAUGCAAAAACUGGCAUACAUUCUGUUUUCUGAAAAUACUUUUGGUAAUGUAUGCUAGUUGGUGGUAGUGGUCUAUUUGUUGGAUGCUAAAUUUCGAGUCAAGGAUGGCACCUUUUUUAUAUAGAAACCUACAAAUUCCAAAAAUAAUCUUUCAUUAAAGAUUACAUACUUUAAUAGUGUCAAGUCCUCCCCCUUCAAACAACUGACAAGGAGUGGUUUGUGGAUGAAUGGACUUGUACGCACACUUUCCUGACAGAAGCUGAUUCAUCCAAGCCCACGAAAAUGAGCUCAUCACCCUCGUCGCCCCCCCCCCCCCUUUUUUUUUUUUCUUUCUCCGCUCCCCCUCCCUUCCCGUUAUUUAGCUCGCUCAUUCUUGAACAGACACAUCCCUCUUGUUUUAAAUCAAAACAGGCCCUCCUCCUUGGCAGUGGGAGCUGUUGUAGUUCAAACUGAAGAGGGUAUUUUGAAAGGCGCUGUAAAACAUUUCGGAGCUAUUGUAAUGUUAAAUGGUCUACAUUUACCACAAAUUUCUUCACGUCUUAGUAACAACUGGUGUGCCUGCACAAUCACAUGCUCUGGUCUGUAUGCCGCUCAAGGCAACUAACCGCCCUUUUUGUUGACAAAAUGACUCUCAAGGCCCCGAGCAAGACAUGUUUUUACUUUUUUUUUUUUUUUUUUUUUUUUUUGCAUUUUAGAAGAACCUGAACUUCAGGUUUCUUGCAUGAACAUUUGAACACUUAUUGAUCUUUGAAGAAGCUCAAAUGUGCUGAUGUGGAUCAUGUGGUGCUAAAUUAUCACCAGUAUACAAGUAGUGACAGGACAGUUGAUUGUCAUUAUGUGCUUUAAUCUACAAUCUGCUGUUAAAAGCCUCUAUCAUUAUAAAACACACAGACAAAACUGAUAAACCAUUGACAGUUACUGGCUUAGGACUCUACAAUCAUUAUUGAAGGUCAGUCCCAUGAGCUUUAAGGCCAGCGCCCCAGACUGUACACAUAAAGACUUUAUUAUUGAGCGUAUCAGUCUCGGGGUGGAACCAGAAUGAAAUUAUGCUUGCAUUGUAGGAAACAUGAAAAGGAGGCUAUUUAGUUGGAUGCAGAGGGGGAAAAACUAUAGGCAAUAUUUUAAGUAACAAACUUUGCAUUAAAACAGUGGAGCAAAAAUAAUCUUGUUUGCAUGAAAUUAAUAGUUAACUUCUUUUAACAUUUGUGAGACAGUCAAAGCGUUACAAGUGUUUAAAAACACUAAUGGUUUAAUGCCUAGGUUCCCAAAGUGGGGUACAUGUAUCCCCAGAGGUACACCAAUUGUAAUAGGGGGUGCGUGACUAAAUGAAAAACAAUUUACGCCUAACACUCACAAUUAUAAGUGCGCCUGAACGCCCCACAGCACAAGGAGACAAAGCAUGAAGUUAUUCAUUGCUCUGUGCAUCAUAUAAACAAAUAAGUACGUUUGAUGAUUAUUUUGUGCAUUAGGAGUGUUUAAUCUUAAAGAUUUCAUUUAUAUUGGUGUUUAAUUUAAUGCAAUCCAUUAAAAGAUGACAAUUUAAAAAAAAAGUGACAAUGUGGCUGCUUGCUAGCACCCUGAACCCCGAUGUCACUUCCUGUCUGUCAUCGAUCUGCUCAGUUAAAAAGUUUAAAGCAUAUUUAGAGGAUUGUAAACAGGCUUUCUAUGUCACAACUACGGAAAUAUUCAAUUUAUAAAGAAGGAAUCCUACUACUUACUUUUGUUUCUUCCAUAAAGGACGACUACUAACUGUAGUCAUAAUUCAGGUUCAACGUCCCCUGGUGGCUGUGAGCAGCGUAAGCAAUGACGUCAGCUUUGUACCUUUGAGAUUUCCACGCCCUUUGUCUCCUGCAUCUGCUGCUUCAGUGUAAUUUAAAAGUUCGAUUCUCACUGAACCAGUGACAACUCAUGUUGUUGUUGUUGUUGUUGUUGUUUUUAUUGGCAUCUAAAGAAACGGCGUUAGCAUUUGAUCCACAUAAUGGGAUGUGCCACCGCGUCGCUCCGCUGCUUUAAGCCGCAGCAGGUCAACAUAUUGAGCGCAGGAGGCGGCGCGACAUGCGCUGAGUCUCUGCGUGGCGUCCUACGUGGGCUCGGUGCCGUUCAGUGGUCGUGAUUGCAUCUUAAAGUCAAAAAGGAGAUAGACUUUGUCACACGUGGCGGUUUGCGGCCGAGAGGGGAUCCACUGGUCUGGCUCUGUAGGUUCGGUUCUGAUCGAGAGAGGGAAACGGGACACAUACGGAAGACACAUCCACGCGCCACGGCCACUCAGCAUCCCGCAAUGACCGUGACAGCGGCACAAAGCCCGGCCUCCCCUCACCACACAUGCACGCCGGCAUGGGUGCGUCCCCACGCUCGUUUUUGCAGAUGAGGAUUUGCAGCGCGGUUGCGCAAUGAGGCAAUCUGGAAUCAAGUAAGGACUUUAUUGAUACAUAAUCAGACAAUAUGGCCGAUCAGAGCAACAUCCAAUCCGCCGCCUCCAAGAGCAUCCGGCCCUUUAAAUCCAGCGAAGAGUACCUGUACGCCAUGAAGGAGGACCUGGCGGAAUGGCUGAACACCCUCUACGACCUGGACGUGACGGUAGACACCUUCAUGGAUGGUCUGGAGACAGGCUGCGCCCUGUGCCGGCACGCCAACAACGUCAACCGGGCGGCCCAGGACUUCCAGUUGGAGUACCCCGAGGCGGCCCAGUCCAUGAAGCUCCCCCGCAAAGAUGUGGUCUUCCAGUCUCGCAACGUUAGCCCAGGCUCGUUCCUGGCUCGGGACAACGUGUCCAACUUCAUCAGCUGGUGCAGGCAGGAGCUGUGGAUCAAGGACGUGCUCAUGUUCGAGACCAACGACCUGGUGGAGAGAUGCAACGAGAAGAAUUUCAUCCUCUGCCUGCUCGAGGUGGCGCGGCGGGGCUCCAAGUUCGGCAUGUUGGCACCCAUGCUCAUUCAGCUGGAGGAGGAGAUCGAAGAAGAGAUCCGAGACCACCAUGUCAACCUGCAGAUGGACCCCGGUGAGCCGGAGGAGCAGAGCCCGCCCAGCAGGUGUUUCAGCCGCAGGGAGAGCUGCCACAGCGUGGAGGACGAACCGGAACCAGAACCUUUCGUGUGGCCUCAGAAGAGAGUUUUAUGUGACAUGAGAAACCUGGACGAGCUGGUCCGUGAGAUUCUGGGCCGGUGUUCCUGUCCAGCACAGUUUCCUAUGGUCAAAGUGUCAGAAGGAAAAUACAAAGUGGGAGACUCCAGCGCGCUGAUCUUCAUAAGGGUCCUUCGCACUCAUGUGAUGGUGCGUGUUGGAGGAGGCUGGGACACAUUGGAGCACUAUUUGGACAAGCAUGACCCGUGUCGCUGUGCUGCCUUUGCCCAUCGCUACCAUCAAGCCAAAGGUCAAGGUCAGGGAGCCCAGAGCAAGUCCUCCAGUGCACAUUCGUCCCGCUCUACCAGUCCUGGUCCACACUGGCGCAAUGAUGGCAUGGCACCGUACAAAGCAACCCCCUCCGGACCGUGUGCCUCUUCCUCCUCCACGAGGGCAGGCCACCCUCAGAACGCUCCUGCUCCUCAUGAACCCGAAUCUCGUGCUGUUCUUCCACGGCCGCCCAGAGACCGCUCUGAGCCACGCCCCACCAAUCCUGUCAGGAAUAGGGAAACAAAGCUGCCGGUGACCCGUCGUCUGUCUGCAGACAGUGACUCCUCCACAGCUUCUUCCAAAGGAGGAGGAAGUGGGCGUUUCUCUCUUGGUGGGACAUUACACCGUUCCAGUGAAGAGGUUAUCCUACUUGUCAAUCGCAAGGAGGGCAAGCAUGUGAUUGAGAGGCCUGGAAAUCAGAGUACCCCACGUACCGCAUUGCCCCGUGCACGCAGCCAGUCCCGGGAGCGUUCGGCGCUCACUUCAGUCCUGAAACCUAGCCCACCACAAGCUUCUGAUGGAGUACGGCGCUCAUGCACGGAGAGGGGCCGAUCCCUCGCAAACGAAGGCCCCAGAAGGCUCCAUGCUCCACGUUCUCACAGCCAGAGUAAGGGUCCUGGGCAUAGUCGGUCAAGUGAAGCCAUAUCAGGGCCUGGUCCCACCCACAGGGAUCCUCUACCAGCAGAGAGACGAGAGGACUCUCGCAAUAAACAAGUGCCCCCGUCUUCCCCCAGAAUAGGUGGUGUGUUCUCUAAGAGGCAGUCAUCCUCGUGCUCCAACUCACCCAUUAAAGGAGUACAAAACAACAACAACAGCCCCAGUAAAAAGACAAUAAAUACUCCCAGACCCCCUCGUUCACCGUCUACAGGAAAAGGCAGACUGCUGCCCCCAGUCACUUCAGGAGGUCGACGUUCUCCUCAUUCCUCUCCACGGAAUACUCAUCAUCAACCUGCCCGCUCUCUUCGAUCGUCCCACGCCCCUUGGCCUAAUGGGCGAGGCCACAGUAGAAAUUGUUCUGGGCUGGAACAUCAGCAGCCUGAGGGUGAAGGGCUGGGCUUAGGCUUCCAGAUGCUGCCAUCGCUGGACCUCCAGAGAGAGCAGGAUCUGUAUCGCAGCUUUGAGGCUGAGUACUUAGCCAAUACGCAGCAAGCCAGAGGCAGAUCGAGCCGAGGAAUUGGCCAGCAUUGUGCAAGAACUCAUUCCGUGCCAACACUCAGUGAUUCUAAUAUCACAGAUUCUGCUUAUUCCUCCUCUAAUUCCUCCUCUUCCUCCUUGAACGUGGGCGCAAAGAUAGGUACCCUGCCGAACCUCAGGGAGUCCAAAAGAGCUAACCCUUGCCCAUUUCCCCCAGAGGACCCCUUGAAUUUACUUUAUGGACAGAAUUUCGGAGGACCACACAACUUUUGUCAAGGGGAGCCUGAACACUGGAGAGAGUAUGGAGGGCGUUUAAAGAAGCUCCCAUCCAUCUCUAGCUACAAGGGGGAGAAGGCACAUGGGGACUCAAACAGACUGUUCAAUCAGGGAGCUCCACAAGCCAUCCAUUGUAAAAAUAUGAAUGGAGACCAUGGAAGUCCUCCUACAGAGGCCCAACAGGAUCAUGGUUGGCACAUAACACCACAAGGAGAUGUCCCUAAUCAGAAUCACCAGCCAAGCUUACCAUAUGAUGUACACAGUGAUGACAGUGAUGGCCUCCCGCCCCCAGAGGCCUGCCCUUCGCCUGUCCUCCUCCCGCCAUCCGAGGACUGCUCCUUCCAGGAUUCAUCUAGUGAAAACUCUUCAAUGUGCUUUAGCCUAAGCGAAUCGCACUCCGAAUCCCCCCCGCCGUCAUCACUGCUGGCCAAUGGCGACACGUGCGUGGAAGGGCUGCACACUAAAAAAGACCAAAAGAAGUGUGACAGUGUUAGCCUCACUUCGAAGCACAAACUGGCAAAGAUGAGACCUCGCGCUGACAACAGGCCAGCAAACAGCCCCUCACGCAUCCCCACACUGGUCAGCUACAGAGACGCACAGGUUCACGAGGUACUUUCACCCUGCCACACGCCACCACUCUCCCCUCAGAGCUCCUGCCCUCCCCCUCGCAACAUCCUGCACCAGGCAAUCACUGAUGUGGUUCUUCCUCAACCUUGUUCUCCUGACAUGGGCUACAAAGAACGCACCUUCCCUGGAAAGUCAGGGAGCUUGGACACUGAAGCUUGGAUGUAGCACAGAGCAAGAGGAAAACAGCACAUACUGUAGGGGUGGUGCUGUCCUUAACAAUGACUACUGUGUACUUUUAAAAAAGACUGCGGACUGAGCUGAUAGACUCUGUAUUGCAUGUCACAUUGCUUUUAUUUUGCACUCAAGCCAAAUUAUUUAUUACCAAAGGAAUGUUGUUUAACAUGACUUUUACUGUCAUUUAUUUAAAGGUGUGCUUGGGGAAUAUUUUGCCAAUCAUUAGGUUUUUAUUUUUUAUUUUUAUUUUUGCUUGACAUUUGCAGAGCGAUAGAGAGAGCAUAUGUGCUGCCAUGUGUCAAGUGCCAGAGAUUUUAAAGCUGAAAUUGUCCAAAACACAUAACCUUAGCCAAAUGCGUUGGCGCCCUCUUGUGGUUUGCUAUGGCCUUGCAAGUCAGAAAACUGCUCACCCGCUCCACUUCAGAGUUUAGUUUUUUUUUAUUGGACUCGGUAUCGAAGUACAGUAUAUACAUGGAUAAGGUUUUGAUUGAUGCAGUAAAAGCAUUUAACGUCAGCUUUGGAUUCAUUGUGUAUGGGCCAAUGGGGGUUACAUUGCUUUGUUGUCACUGUCACGGACAGAAAUGUGGAGAGUCCUCCAACCAAAACGUACUUUGAAACACACUGCGUGAUACACAUGUGCGGAUGUCCUUAGCUUAGGAGAGAAAGAAUGUGUAAAUAUACAAUUUGAUGUUCAUGUGCCCGCUCAGCAUUGCGGGUGCUUUGUAUAUAAGAUGGCAAUGAAUAUAAUGUACAUAGUUGUUGUUUUAAGUCCUGGGUUGCCUUAGCUAUGCAAUAUUGGUGGUGAGAUGCCUUGACAAGUCCCUUCGCCUUAAAAUAUUCUCACAGGUUACGUUUUGAAUGUUUCAGUUAAAAAUCACAACACUACAUUGCGCCAUCGUUCCCGGUUCUCAAAAUUAGAGGGUUUUGAAUGAGAAUGUCGGUCAUUACCAAUGUGAAUUAAAUGCACAUUCACGCACAUUCAAGCAAUGAUUGCCUAUCCAUCCAAAUUUGAUCUAUGGUGACUUCAUAGUGGAAAGACACACCUAUUCUUCCAUAGGAGAAAAUGUUCUGGUGCUAAUUGACCCAAAGCCUCUUGCAGUGCAGCGGUAUGAUGACAUUUGAUUGAUAAAGAGUGACUUAACUCCAGUGUCUGCAUAAAUAAUAGAUAUGUAACGGGAUAUUAAAGGCUUCUCCUGCUGCCAUCUCUGUGUAAACUCGACAGGUAGCGCUCAUUUGAAAGUGAAAAAGGAGGAAAUGUGUCAGUGCCCUGCACGCGUCCGAGCUAAAAAAAAAUGCUCACAAUAAAUCGAUAAUAAUAAUUAGCAGUAAUGACACGAAUGACCAUAUUUUUAUGGUCAUAAUCUGAUUAAGGAGACAUUGCAGGCCGCUGACACUUGACUGAGUUUAAAAGGACUGUGUAUACAUGUGUGUACAUAUUGUAUGAGUUGAAUGAAAGAGAGGUUAAUGAUGAUCCUAUUUAUUUAUUUAUGAAGUGAUGUCCCAUUGGACUCACAUGGCAUCCUUGGCCGAGGUACUGUAAAUGAACGCCGUAGAAGGAAAGCCCUAUUUGGGAAACAUGCAUUUUUGAGAUUCCUUCAUUGAAAUUUUCAUUAAUUUAAAGAGACAUAAUUUGUUAGAAAUCAACCCAGUUCCAAACUGCUAAUGGUUGUUUACUGUAGUAGUUUUGCAAAUCUGAACAUGUUUUUCAUCUUGUAAAGGUUUUUAAAAUGAUUGAAUGCAGAUUAUUUGGUAUUUAUAAAAGUCUGUCAGAAUGGAGAACUGUCAUUUAUUGACAUGUAGUUUAAUCUGCGCUCAAGUUUAAGAGGAAAAACUAUUUCAUGGUCUUUGAUCUGCCCCCAAACCAGCAAAAUCCGAAUGUUGUAUGCUGAUGUUUUCAUUUCGAGUCAGUCUAUUAAAUGCACAAAUUGUGAAACUUUGAUGUACAAAGCUGCAAUACGUCACUGUUGUUUUUUUCCAGAGGUGAAAAUGCUGUCAAUUUGUUCUUUUAAUAAAUACUUUCCUCUGAA